Messenger RNA from Capsella rubella, 1222 nucleotides. RefSeq names its product disease resistance protein LAZ5-like. The coding region runs from base 170 to 1222 and encodes 350 amino acids. Gene Ontology annotation, biological process: signal transduction. The record is from RefSeq and is a predicted model, not a curated record. NCBI's taxonomy places the organism in Eukaryota, Viridiplantae, Streptophyta, Magnoliopsida, Brassicales, Brassicaceae. The transcript has 3 exons.
GCGGACUCGAAAAUUUUAUACACACAAAUGGCAAAUCUGUGGAAUUAAAAAUUGUGAUAGUGCGUCAUAGUGGUGUUAAUGAAAUAAGAAACGAAACGUUGACGAAGAUGUUAAUUUUUCCCAAACUCAUUACCCCAAAUUUUCGAAUUCGUCUCUGUAAACAAAUUGCAUGGAGAAAUAUUCGUCCAUGGAGAUGGAGGCUUACCAAGAAACCCAGAUAAAGCCUCCAAAAGUGUUCCUCAAUUUCCGAGGAGUCGAGCUGCGACAGAGCUUUAUCGCUCACCUCGAGGUGGCUUUGACAAGGGGAGGAGUCAACGUACAUGUAGACCAGCGGCUGCAACUUGGAGACCAGCUCGAUGUUUUCAAGGGGAUCGAAGAGUCAAGGAUAGCUCUUGUCAUCUUAUCGGAAAGGUAUACUGAGUCUAAAUGGUGCUUAGACGAGCUUGUGAAGAUCCAAGAACUUGUUGAGCAAGGCAAACUUAUGGCGAUUCCCAUUUUCUACAAUCUGCAUCCAUCCGUAGUGGAAAGUCUUGACGGAGAAUUUGGAGAUAACUUGUGGAAACUCGGGAAGCAUCUUCCUGACUUUGACAAGCUCAAGCAAUGGAAAGAAGCUUUGAGAUUCGUUUCUAGAUUGGCGGGUUUGGUACUAAAUGAGAAAAUUAUAGAAUCCAAGUUUAUCGAUAAUAUCGUCAAGCAUGUACUUAUGGCUCUGAGCCGUCUUCCGAGGGAAGCUGAUAGCGCUACUAAAGCUAAAUUUCCCGGAAUAUCAAGAAAGGAAGGUGGUCUGAAUUUGAGAAAGGAUGAUGAUUUCCUCAGCGAACCAAACUCUGGUGCACUCCCUGAGCUACAGGAUAGAGAAGAAAAGAAGCAAGAAAAUGUAAGUGAAAGCUCUGCCAUGGUAACUUACGACCAAAGGGAUAAAGUGUUCAUCAGUUUUAGGGGAGUUGACGUCCGCCGUACUUUUAAUUACUACUUAACAAAGGACUUGGAAAGGAACGGAGUCAGCGUCUUCAAAGACGUAGAGUUGAAGGGUAGCCUUCGUGAAAUCAUUUUCAAGGGGAUGGAGGAGUCAAAGAUCGCACUUGUAAUCUUCUCGAGCGGGUAUGCAGCAUCCGCUUGGUGCUUAGACAACCUAGUGAAGAUCAAAGAGCUCAUGGACGAAGGCAUACUCGAGUUUAUGCAGUAUGAAACAGAAUAUCCAUAUCCGUAUUAUAUGGAUUGA